Messenger RNA from Candoia aspera, 4456 nucleotides. Its product is annotated as membrane primary amine oxidase-like. Gene Ontology annotation, biological process: amine metabolic process. Gene Ontology annotation, cellular component: plasma membrane. Gene Ontology annotation, molecular function: quinone binding; primary methylamine oxidase activity; copper ion binding. Bases 316 to 2595 code for a protein of 759 amino acids. Lineage: Eukaryota; Metazoa; Chordata; Lepidosauria; Squamata; Candoiidae. The record is from RefSeq and is a predicted model, not a curated record. The transcript is spliced from 4 exons.
CUUUCUGGGACCAAGCCCAGAGUUUUCCCCAGACACCCUUGGUCCAGAGCAGCUUAUAAGAAGGCUGCUGGUGAAGCAGAUUCAGGAGAAAGGGGCGGAGGGAGGAGAAGAGAAGGAGGGAGGAAAAGAAACCAAGGGAAAACCUGCCUUUUUAUGGUCCCUUGUAAAGCCCCCAGGCAUUCUUAGCUCAGGUUCCUCCUCUUACUCUGAACAGAGCCACAAUUUUUCUUCAUCCCAUCCUCCCACCCAGACACUUUCCUGUAAGGAAAGCACAGACAAGCUGUGCGCUAUCAUUGCUGCCUUUGCUGUGCUGACAUGAAUAUGAAAGCGCUAGUUAUCGUCUUGGUGCUAGCUCUGGCUACAAUUUUUGCUCUAGUCUGUGUCUUGCUGACAAAGAAGGAAAAAAAAGUCACCAGUUGUGUCUACUCUGAACUACCAAUUUUCUCUGAGAGGCUGAACAGAGAACCAAGUGAGAUCUUUGCUGAUCUGACAGCAGAUGAGAUGACUCAGGUGGUGAAUUACCUCAAGAAGAAUCUCAGGGAGCACCUGGAAGAUGCAUUUCAUGCAAAACCGUCGGACAAUUGCAUUUACUAUAUGGAUGUGCACUUCCCACCUAAAGCCAAAGUUCUGGGCUUCCUUGAUCGUGGAAGGGAACAGCCAUCCCGGCAGGCAUUGGCUGUGGUAUACUUCGGAAGCCAGUCAGAUCCAAACAUCACAGAAUUUAUAGUAGGUCCACUUCCAAAUCCAGUGUACCAUCGAGACAUUACAAUGCUGAAAUUUGGCAAGAAGAUCCCAUAUCACAGCAGACCAGUGACUGAGAGGGAAUACAAAGAUAUUGACUUGUUCAUCUUCCAUAAGCUCUUCAAUACCUCCAACUUCCUCAAAGAAUGUUGCAAUUAUGAGAGGACUGAUUUAGCUACUCUAACCACAGCUCCUCGAGGAUUUGUGUCUGGCGAAAGAGCCACCUGGUUUGUCCUCUUCCAGAACGUGAUUGGCAGCGGGUACUACAUCCAUCCUAUUGGCUUGGAGAUGCUGGUGGAUCACAGCAGUCUGAACAUCUCUGAAUGGAAGCUAAGGAAAGUAUUCUACAAUGGUCGCUAUUAUCAGGACAUGGCUCAGCUGGAAAAAGAGUUCAAGAAUGGGCAGGUGAAGGAGGCAAGAGUGAAGAGUAGCCAGCUGCAGCUGGAUGAUGCUUCCAGGAAGCAUUCUGAACCUGCAGCUUCUCCAGGCCCAUUUCAAUUUGAGACCCAAGGAAAGCGCUACACUGUAACUGGCAGCCAUGUUGCCUAUCAGUUAUGGAAGUUUGCCUUUGGGAUGAAUGUGAACACAGGGCCACGUCUCUUCAACAUCAGAUUUAACAAUAAGAGGAUUGUCUAUGAGCUGAGUCUGCAGGAAGCUCUUGCCACUUAUGGUUCCAACUGUCCUGGAGGAAUGGUGACCAGAUACAUGGAUGGUAGCCUUGGCAUUGGAAAGUUUUCUUAUGAACUAGUCCGGGGUGUGGACUGCCCCUACAUGGCCACCUACAUGGACCGGCAUUACCUAAUAGACUCUGACACUCCCAAACUGAACAAGAACUCCUUCUGCAUCUUUGAACAUGAUAUGGGUGUGCCUCUGCGUCGCCAUUUUUCUAAUUUAGGCUCCUUUUACUAUGAGGGGUUACCCAAAUAUGCUUUGGUCUUAAGGACUGUUUCUACCCUCAUUAACUAUGACUAUAUCUGGGAUUUUGUAUUCUAUCGAAAUGGAGCUAUAGAAGUCAAGGUCCAUGCUACAGGAUAUAUCAGCUCUUCAUUUUUCAUGGAAGGGGGUACUAAGCAUGGAAACAAGGUUGGGGAGUACACACUUGGAACCAUGCACAACCAUCUGAUAAACUACAAAGUUGACUUGGAUGUGGAAGGAGUGAAGAACUCUUUGGUGGACCUUGACAUGGCAUAUGAACCUGUGCAGGCUCCUUGGAGCACAGAGCACACAAUCCAGCGACCAAUCCUCACCCACCAAAUCCUGGAUAAUGAAGAAAAAGCUGCUUUCCCACUUGAUGGCAAAAUCCCACGGUACCUGCUUUUCAGUUCUAACAACGAAAACCAGUGGGGCCACAAACAGAGCUACCGCAUCCAGAUCAUCAGCUUUGCAGGCGAGCACUUGCCGCAAACUAGCCCCAUGGAGAAGGCCAUCAGCUGGGGCAGGUACAAGCUGGCUGUCACUAAGCAGAAAGAGGAGGAACUGACCAGCACCUGCAUCUAUAACCAGAAUGAUCCAUGGGAUCCCCUGGUGACCUUUGCAAGCUUCAUAGACAAUGAGACCAUAGCUGAUGAGGAUCUAGUGGCCUGGAUCUCAGUUGGAUUCUUGCAUGUGCCACACACUGAGGACAUUCCCACUACUGUGACAGUUGGCAAUGGAGUGGGCUUUUUACUUCGGCCGUACAACUAUUUUGAUGUUGAUCCUUCUAGCAACUCCCCUGACAGUGUCUACUUCAGAGAUGGUGAAGAUGCUGGAAAGUGUGAUAUCAACCAAAUUGCUUGUUUGCAACAAACUGUCUCAUGUUUUCCCAGCCUGCCACCCUUCACUUACAGUGGCUUUGAAAACUUGACAAGUCCAUGACAAGAAGAAUCUACAUUUUGCCCUUACUUACUUUGCUAAAACAUACUCUGGCUUAACCUGAAAAAAAAAUUGCCAAGCCUAAAGGAUGACUGGCCUGAGCACCCCUGGUUCUCCUUUUCCAUUCUGUCUGUUCCCUUACCUUUUGUCACCCCUCAGUGUUGUCAAUUUGAGGCUGGGAUUUUUUUAGUCUAACUGAAUGGAGAAUUUCUGCUUUUAGCUGACAGUCAAUCAGGUGCUUUACCCAGCCUUUUUACCAUUAUGGUUAUAUCAUUAGGCAACUAUGUGUUUCUUCUCUUUGAAUAUCAUUGACUGAUGUUCAAAAUGUUCCAGCAUGUAUAGAUUUUCACCUCAUGGAAAAUUACUGGGAAUCUGAAUUGAGCCAGGACACGAUACAUUUGUCUUGAAUAUUAAAGAGAGGAUGCACAAGGACUUGCUUAAUUAAAUGAUAAUUAGAAUGCACUGAAUGCUUUCAAAUGGCCAUAGCAAUAUUCUGGCUUUUGAAAUCUCCAUUCAGAGGCACAAAGCUAAAGGUGAUUAGUUUAUUACAUUGUAAUUCUAGGCCAAAAGCUUCCAUCAACCUCAUGCAUGUGGAAACUGUUUUCAGCCACUUGGGAAAGAAAUUCUUUAAACUGGGCAGGGGGAAUUUCUAUACUAAAAGACAGGCUGCUCAUUUGCAUUCCAGCUCUAUCCCCUGCUGAAUUGCAGCAAUCUUUUUCAAUAUAACUAGAAAUGUAAAUUCCUCUGCUUGCCUCCUGUGAUGGUGCUAAACCCUCCGAGAAUUUAUGCCCCAAACACAGUCAUGAUUUGGGUGCCUCUUUUUAACAUCCUCCUUUGAAAUGCUGGAAAUGAAUGAAUGGAUUUGAAGGACCAUUUUCAAACAGGAAUGCACUGCGUGUUUAAAGAGCCCCUGGCCUUGCAAAGGAAUGUCAGAUAAAUCAUGUGAUGGUGGCCAGCGAACCAGCAUUAGAAUCAGCUGAUCACAGUUGCUUUCAGAUGGGCACAAGCCACUAUUAGCACUAGUGAAGGUUCCUCUUCAGCUGUGGAACUAUAGUUGGCUUUCCACACUAUUGGAGGCAUUGUACUUUUCCUAAGUGUGUAUCUUGUUCUGUUCACACCAGUGUAAGGAAAUUGAUGCUCUGUGAGCAUGGGGAAGUGGUUUACAUGAGUGGCUAGGAGGAAAAAAAUCCAAUAACUUAAAAAAAAACCCAAUUGUUUAAUAAAAUUUUCAAUAGGAUACAUCUCCCCCUGCCCCCAAACAGCCAUGAAUUCUGGAGUGGAGGAUGAGUCAACUCGUUUUCUUGUACUAUUGAUAAUGAUAGAAAAGUUGUUGGGAUGAGAACUAAUUGUUGGGAUACUUGCUGGUGAAUUUAACCCUUUCUGUAAACUAUAAAUGGGGCUUUUUCUUCUUUUAUUCCAUUAGCUCUUCUGUCUUCCAUCCCAGUCCAAAUUUGUUUUCAGAUGUCAUUUGAGGUGUGAGUUACCACCUAUAAAGCCCUUCAUGGUACAGAGCCUGGACAUCUGAGGGAUUGUUUAUCUUUGAUAGUUUCUGCCUAUCCUGUACAGUACAAUCAGACAGAGUGGGCACAUUCCCAGUCUCACCCAAUUCAUCAAUGCCAUCUAAUGGGACCCAUGAUUUCUCAGUCAUGGCAUCUCCCUCUGAAAUAGCAUCACCCCAGAGAUCCAUAUGGUUCCAUAUCUUCCUGCUACUGUACUUAUUUUCUUAACCACAGGAAGUGCAGGACAGUCAACUUCAGUAUAAACACACAGGGCAGGAACACUGCUGCUCUAAACCCAUGUGUUAUCUGAAAGAGAAAGAUGCCAUGUCAAGAACUUGUUUCAAUAAAUCUGGUAAUUGUUCAAU